AUGGGACCUCUUCCUGCUGAAAGACUGACGCCUGCGAGGGUAUUCUCUGUGUGCGGUGUUGACUACGCUGGCCCCCUCUUGCUUAGGAUUGGUAGAGGCCGAGGGUGCAAAACUGAGAAAGCAUGGAUUGCAUUGUUUAUAUGCUUAGCGGUGAAAGCAGUGCAUCUGGAACUAGUCUGUGGCCUAACUACAGAAGCGUUUCUGGCGGCCUUCCGUAGGUUCAUUUCCCGCCGCGGGAAACCUGUGACAGUGUUUAGUGACAAUGGCAGCAAUGACAGCAAUUUUCGCGGUGGAUACCGAGAAAUGCGCGACUUGAAGAAACUGUAUGACUCUAGAUCGCACAACGAGACCGUGGCAAAAGCUUUGGCUGAAGAAAAUAUAAGUUGGCAAUUCUCUCCUCCACUUGGUAGUCACUUUGGUGGUCUCUGGGAGGCUGGAAUUAAGAGCGUCAAGCAUCACUGGAAUCGUGUCAUUGGAAAUGCUCGUUUGACCUACGAGGAGAUGUAUACAGUUCUGUGUCAGAUAGAGGCUUGUCUAAACUCACGACCUCUAUGUCCACUGAGCACAGAUCUCCAGGUCCUCACUCCGGGACAUUUCCUCAUCUCUGCUGAGAACCUUGCCGGAACCAGAUCUCACUGA
This is a messenger RNA of Lineus longissimus, 639 nucleotides long. RefSeq lists its product as uncharacterized. NCBI's taxonomy places the organism in Eukaryota, Metazoa, Nemertea, Pilidiophora, Heteronemertea, Lineidae. Bases 1 to 639 code for a protein of 212 amino acids. Gene Ontology annotation, biological process: DNA integration. Gene Ontology annotation, molecular function: nucleic acid binding. The record is from RefSeq and is a predicted model, not a curated record. The transcript has a single exon.